Molecule: messenger RNA, 1306 nt
Organism: Drosophila novamexicana
Lineage: Eukaryota; Metazoa; Arthropoda; Insecta; Diptera; Drosophilidae
Exons: 1
Coding region: 101-1225 (374 amino acids)
Source: RefSeq, a predicted model, not a curated record
UUUUCUCUAGUUUAAUACAAGCCCAAAAAAACAGUCAAAAACUACAUCAAACAAUAAAAUAUUACAGAGUCUAACAGAAAUAAAAGAAAUUCCGAGCAGAAUGUCGUUGAACCAAACGGAUGUUGCCUCCAUACGUUUCCUCACGGGAAGCAGCUUUGAGGGCUCCUGGAAUGAAUCGGUGCGCAUGAUGGAUGGCUUCGGUAGCUAUCGUUAUCCGGAUGGCAGCGAGUAUCGGGGUAGAUUCGUUGAGGGCAAAUUCCAUGGCUAUGGGCACCUGAAGCUGACACAACCCUUUCGCUUUACAAUCAAGGGCGAGUUUGAAAGAGGCAAACUGGUGACCAUUGAGGAUAUGUGGUUCAAUGAUGGACUGCACGUACAGGGCAGCUUCCAGGAUGACCAGUUCAUAUGCGAUGAUUGGGACUAUCUGACACCGAGCGAUCGUCGCUAUCAGACGGAGCGUUUCUAUGGCCAGCAGCCCGUGGGCCCCACCGCCUAUUUGACAAGCACAUUACUAGCGCGCACUGUGCCCCAUAAAUGCUAUGAUGUGGAAGAGGGAAUCUUCAAUGCCAAGACCGGCUGGUUGUGCGAGAGAACACCGCCCUUUUCGAAGGCCGUCUAUGUGGGCUGUCCACAAGAGAAAGCCUGGAUAAUACGGCAUUGCCGUGGCGAGCGCAAGGAGAAUGUCCGAGAGCCGCUGCCAAGCUUUUGCAGGCAAAUCAUUAACAACAAUCUGGAAACCGAGCUAAGACAACUAAAGGAUAUUACUAUAUAUGCACCCGACAAGGAGAUUCAACGCGAACGCUACUUCCCCAAGCUGUGCCACGACUCAGCUACAGCGGAUAACCAAACCGCAGAUCAGGAACAGAUACCAUUCACACGCCCUCCAUUCCAAAAAAUAAGAUCGACAACUGAGCUCUGCCUGCUUGCGCGUUUUGCGAAGGAGCAGGAACUAGCCAAGCAGAAACGUCUGUCUGAUAAAUUGCCACCAGCUAGGGCUCGCGUGUGGACCAGCAGCUCGGAUCCACUAAGCGGGGACUCGGGCGCCACGAAAACCAUAUCAAAGAGUCCGUCGGACGUAUCGCUGCACACAAAUGUCAAGACUUUCUACGAUAAUGCAUUCCCGAUGAUACAGAAGAUACCCACAGGUAGCUUACAUGUGGUCCAAUCGAAUAUGAAACGUCCAGGCAGCUUUGUGGACAUAACAGGUUCCGUGUUCGAGCUAUAAAUCCUACCAACAAAUUAAAUUAUGCAUUUAUUAUAAAUUCAAGUAAUGCAUACGACUGAAUAAAUCCAAUAGACUCAUGAA